Molecule: messenger RNA, 2519 nt
Organism: Gossypium arboreum
Lineage: Eukaryota; Viridiplantae; Streptophyta; Magnoliopsida; Malvales; Malvaceae
Product: cell division cycle 20.1, cofactor of APC complex-like
Exons: 5
Coding region: 1222-1815 (197 amino acids)
Biological process (GO): positive regulation of anaphase-promoting complex-dependent catabolic process; positive regulation of ubiquitin protein ligase activity; anaphase-promoting complex-dependent catabolic process
Cellular component (GO): anaphase-promoting complex
Molecular function (GO): protein binding; anaphase-promoting complex binding; ubiquitin ligase activator activity
Source: RefSeq, a predicted model, not a curated record
GUUAUAUAUAUAUUCGGCUAAAGCUUUAGUAAAUGACUUAUUGAAUGAUAACUUAAGUUAUUUUUUUAAACAAGAUGAUUUGAUAUGUGAAUAUACAUAAGCUUAAUAAUAGGUGUACUUUUCAUUAGUAUAUGUGUUUUUUCCGGCAAUACCUCAUAAUUCCAUUCUGGCGACUAAUACGGGUUAGGAGUGUUACAAUAAAUUACAUGGUUAAAAGAUUUUCCAAAACACGGUAAAUAAUGAGUUUUUUAGGGAAAAUUUCUUACUGAUUUUUAAUCCGCAAGAAAUUUUCCAGAAAAUCUUCCUCCACUCUCACCAUAUUCUUUCUCCUUCUUCCGUUCUUCAUCUAGUUCUCUUCUUCAUUCGUUCUAUUGCCUCAUACAGAAGGACCUUUAACAACGGCUUGUCUUCCAUAAUCCUCAACUCCAAGAUCCUCUUCCAUAAUCCUCAACUCCUUGAAUUGGCUUAAGUUGUAGUUCAGGGUUCGUAUAUACAAAUAAUUCUUUUGGGCUGUGCUUACUCAUUUCUUGAAGGGUCUUUUUCUUUUGUUUGUUUGUUAAAUUUUUGUUAUUUUUUAUUAUAUUUAUUUGACACUAUGGAUGCAGGAUCUUUGAAUCCUUUUUUUCAAAAUUGAGGGGACUAUCUAGAUGCCCACUUCAGGAACAGAUUAUCCAGAGAAUAAAUUCUAAAGAAAAUAUAAGUAUCUCAACUUAAUACUUUUUUGUUUAAUUAUUGCAAAACAGGGUUUUCUUGCCCUUGAUUUACAUAGGUUUUCAAUUUCACAAAGGGAUAUGAGUAAAUCUUGGUCUUGAAUGAUUUUAAGAAACACGUUUGUUUAAAUUAAGACUUCAAUUUUACAGCUUGAUAAAUUAGACUUUGUGAUAACAUGCAAUUUGAAUGCUUUCUUGUCCUUGAUUUAUAUGGUUUUCCAAUCACACAAAAGAAUAUAAGUAAAUAGUAAUGAAACCUUGGGUCUUAAAUUUUGAUUCUAGGAAACAGAUUUGUUUAAAUAAGACUUCAAUUUUACAGCAUGAUAAAUUAGAUUUUGUGAUGACAUUCACAUGAAUGCUUUCUUGUCCUUUAUUUAUAUGAUUUUCCAAUUUCACAAUGGAAUAUACGUAAAUAGUAAUGAAACCUUGGUCUUAAAAUUUUAUUUUAGGAAACUGAUUUGCUUAAGAUUAUAUCUUGAUAAAUUACACUUUGUAAUGACAUUCAAAUUGGAUGUUUUCUUUGUACUGGCAGCUCGAUAGAUUCAUACCAAAUCGUUCAGUAAUGGACUAUGAUUAUGCACAUUACAUGCUGACUGAAGGGAGGAAGAUCAAAGAGAACCAAAUAGUUUUCUCACCAACCAGGGACGCCUAUAGGAUGCAGCUAGCUGAGGCCUUGAACAUGAAUAGGACUCGAAUCUUGGCUUUCAAGAACAAGCCACCAACACCUGUUGAACUCUUCCCUUCCGGCCACACAACUUCUUUUGCUCACCCAGAGAAACAUUUGAAACCCCGAAGACACAUUCCCCAGAGCCCUGAGAGAACAUUGGAUGCUCUUGACCUUAUGGAUGACUUUUACUUGAAUUUAUUGGACUGGGGUAGCAGCAAUGUUCUUGUAAUAACACUUGGAAACACUGUUUAUUUUUGGGAUGCUUCAGAUAGUUCUACCUCAAAACUUGUUACCAUUGAUGAUGACAAUGGCCCGGUAACAAGUGUGAGUUGGGCUCUUGAUGGUCGGCAUAUUGCCAUUGGCUUGAACAAAUCUGAAGUACAGUUACAGGAUUCUGCUUCAAACAGACAGUUGCGCACUCUGAGAGGUUGUCACUGAUCAAGAGUGGGUUCAAUGGUAUGGAACAGUCACAUUCUUACAACUGGAGGAAUGGAUGGUAUGUAGUUAACAAUGAUGUAAGGAAUUAGAUCCCAUGUUGUUAAAGCCUACAAAGGACAUCGACAAGAAGCUUGUGGGCUGAAAUGGUCAGCUUCUGGACAACAACUGGCCAGUGGAGGCAAUGAUAAUCUUGUUCACAUAUGGGAUAUGUCCAAGGCAUCUUCAAAUUCACCGACACAAUGGAUACACAGGCUAGAGGAUCAUACAUAUGAGAUAUGAGAUAUGUCCAAGGCACAAGAGUUGGCAAAAGAGAAAGCUGAUAUUGCAAUCAAGAGUCUCCAAUGUCUUCCACAAAGUGAUUUCCGGUUAGGGCUUGAAGAUACGGUGAUGUUUAAUCUAGAAAGGAUUGAUUAGUUUAACUAAUCCAAAACAAGCAGCAUCAUACAUGACAGAUAAACAUGGCAUGAAGUUGAAGCCAGUACCAAUAUAGAACAGCUUUCUUAGGAUAUUAAUUGGUUCCUUGUGACUGGUUGUAUAUUUAUACAAGGAUUUGAGCUUUGACUUGAGCUCCUAGUUUCAAUGUUUUCAAAUUAUACAUUUGUUUAGAAAAAAUAAUUUCUCUGUUAAAUUAAAUUGAUGAACAAUAAAGUUUUUGUGGUCAUCAAUAUUAAGCUAAUAAACUUCCAUUAUGUAUACAAGGAAAA